UGUAAAUUUCGAAUGACAGCGUAAAUAUGCGGUUGUGCAUAUAGUAUUGCAGUUCUUGUCUGUUUUUAAUAAUAACUUAAUUUGUGAGUUGUGUCGUUGUGCUCCACUCGUAUUUAAAUGGCUGCAGAAAGAUAAAAUUGUGAAUCAUGGCUCCUGGCAUAAAUGGGCGACAGACCGGAACAGUGCCGAAGACGAAGGCACACAAUGAUGCAUCAAGGGAUAUUGUUCAGAUACAGAGAGAGCAAAGUUUUAAUAACAUUCCUAACAAUCUUGUUACCUUGGACUGGCAGCCCUCAUCAGACAUGGGACACACUCGAACACGAAAGACAAGUAAUACUCAGUCAGCGUUGCUUGACUACUAUGAUCUUGGACCUGAAGGAAGUUCAGUACAUGACAACGGCAGAUUUGCAUCACCUCAUUACUCUCAUGCUGAAGAGCAGCAAAUGGCAUGGGGUGUAAUAAAUCGCUGCUCCCAAGAAGUGAAUGGGCAUAGUGAGGGUUCAGCCUCUACAUCAAGUAGCUCAAGGCGGAGCAGAACACCUCGUAAUGUUCUGUCAGAUCACAGGAGGAAGAGUAACAAUAUUACCAAAAUGCCUGAUAGAAAUCAAGUUGUUUGUCGCUUGAAUCAAAUCCGUGAUUACAUCAAACAGACGUCUUCUCUGAUGGACACACUGAAGAAUUCAGGGGACCCGCGCCACAUAGCCCAGUAUCACAAGUUGGCCAAGAUGGUGUCAGAGCUGAGAGAGAGUGAAGGGAGGCUCCAGGAGUUCCUUCCAUCUUUGGAGAAGGACCUUGAACCCAAGACCCAAGAAAAUAAAUCAGGGACAGCUGUAGCAGAGUGUGGCUCUGAGGUGGGAAGCUCCAUGACGGACCUGCCAAGUAUUGGUGUAAACUCACAUACCAGUCCAGUUCCACCUGGAGGGGGCAGGAGAGCGGCUGAUGGCUCUACCGGUGGCAGAUCUCGUUCUGAAGAACUUGGUGGAGCAGUUCUGAAGUCAUCAGAUUCAGCACGAAGGAAUGAAUUAAAAAUGAAAGUGGAGGAGUCCCAAAGAACGUUGCAGGUCCUGCAGGAGCACCAGGCUGCUUUGCUCGUUCUUCAAGAGAAAGCACAGGAGCAGUUGAAAGAAGCCAGAGCAGCACAGGGUAUCUUAAUGGCACGUGCUGUUGGAGUUCAGUGCGCCAGCUCCUCGCCAUCUCUUGUCCCUCCCACAGGGGAGGAACGUUCUGCAGGAUGUACGAAUGGAAUUUCAAAUUCACAAAGUAUCAGUGGUUCAGCUGGUCUCCAGGGGAAUAUGCAGAACAUUUCUGAUAGGCUCCAAACUCUCCAUGAGUUGUAUGAGAAUAGAAACCAGCUGGUACAGAUGCUUGGGGAGGGAGAUGAAGAACUAGUGUCUGAGCAACUGGUGUUGCAUGACAAGCUGCAGGAACUGCAGUACAAGAAACAGCAUAUGGACCAUCUGGUGGCUGAGUUUCAGACUAUCAACAAUCUUCCUGCUGUAGCUACAGGCUCACAGGCAGAUGUGGGGAGCAGCAAAGAUGGGAGCGAUGGUGAGGCAGAGUGCUCGGAUGGUGAGGCAGACUCUGAGAUUGUGCGGGACAAGAUAGCAGAGUUGAACAGGAUGAAAGCACAGCUUGCCCGGCUGAAAGGGAUCAUGUCAGCAGUUCAGAACAUAGAGAGCAGCGAUGGAACCAUUCAGAAUGGGAUUGACCAGGAACCAGGGUCAAGAGAAGAUGGUGAGGACCUGGAAGCUGAAGAGCAAGCUGUAAACCUUCGAAGACAGAAGAGAGAUAAAAGUAGAGGGGGAAGUGUGAGAAGUGUAGCACGCAGCAACAGCAACACAAGUGCCAGUGGAAGCAGCAAGCCUGACAACAUUGUGCAGGCGGGCUCAGAAGUGGACAGAGCAAGGGACAUCCAGCACAAGACUGCACAACUUCAAGAAGCCAAGGCACGGUUGCAACAGCUGCAGGACCUGAUGGCUGCAGUGACAGACUUCCACAACCGUGGGCAGCCCGUACCGGACCAGUACAUUGACUUGCUGAGCCAGGAAGUGGCCCGAGAAGAAGAGCAAGGGGUUGCCGGGAGAGCAGAGAUUGCACCAACUACUGUCUCCAGGAUGCAGAGGCGCAGUGUAGAAAGGGAGAGGACCCCAGUCAAACAGCAGGUCCUUGACAGUGGAUUGCCAGAUGGCUGUGAGGUCACAUUGGAAGUGGUGCAGGCCAUGACUCGUGACCUGCGUCAGCAGACGCGUAGUCUGCAGGAAGAACGAGAACGAUUGGUUUCAGCGCAGAGGGAACUGGGCAAACUUCAGCAGGUGCUUCCUCUUCGGGAAAAGAAGACCAACACACAGGUUGAUGCUCAGACACAUCAGCAGCUGCUGCUUCAUGCAGAGUUGCAGGCCAAGAGACGAGAAUUAGAGGAAUUGAUGCGGAAAGAUCAAGGGCAGACGUCGGCCAUCAAUCAAGAUGUGUGCAGUGAAGUCUCUGCAGACAAGUCUGAUGCGCCAGCAUACAGUUUCCUGGCUGAAGGAACAACAAAUGCUACGUGGGGUGGCUCGACACAUGGAACACUGGAUGAUCUAGCAGAACAGGAUAAUGAUAUCCAGGAGCAGAGUGCUGGCUACUCAAGUGAUGAAGGCCAGGAUGGAGAUGAAGAGGAAAUCUGUGCCCUCCAUGCCAGCCCCUCCCAGCAGCUGAGACAAGCACAACUAAACAACAGUAAUAAUAACAACAAAGAUCCUUUGUCACAGACAACAACAACCACAAGGGAGCUGCUGAGUAUGUCCGUAGAAUCUGGUCGCUUGUCACUGUCGGGAAAUAUCAACACGGACAACAGUAAUGCUGCAAGUGUAGCUGGAUCUAGUGGCCGGGUCCCUCUUCCUGCAGGGGGUUGCGCUCAUGCACAGAGGCAAGGUCCUGCCUCCCACAAUGUUUGGAGGAAAGCAUCUACAGACAGUGGCAUGUCGGUUCCAAGAGCUGUGUGGACCCCAUUAUCUCAGCAGGCGAGGCAGGAGAAUCUUUGUGCUGCAGAGGAGUUAGUGUCAUCAUCCAACAAUCUGGACACCAAUAACAGCAGCAGUUCUGCAACCCUGCAUAACACAGGCCUUGUGGGCUCCAACACCAGUCCCAGCUGGUGGCAGCACCGAGCACUUCAGCUGCAGCAUCAGCUGGAGGUCACCAGCAACUUGUGCCAGAGCAUGCUGGUGGAGCAAGCACAGCAGCAGCAGCAUGGCAACAACUUACAGCCAUACUGGGGGUUCCCCCCUCCACCAUACCCAACCACACCCCACCCUCAGGCCCACUCCAUCACAGCAGGUGGGCUUGGCGGUCACCUCCUUCCGACAAGUGUUGCUUCUGAUGUUUAUUAUCAACAGUUGCUUGCAGCCAGUCAAUUACAGCAGCAGCAGAUGUUGCUGACAACAGUGACUCAGUGUUGCCAACUCCUGUGGCUGCAACAAAGAGAGAUGGUGGCUCUGAGGUCAGCAGUUCAGGCUCUUCAAGAGAAAGCAUCUCAUGGAAAUGGCAGCCGUGGAGCCGAAGGUUACUCAUCACCUGUCAUGAUUGGGCAGUCUGAAGAAGCUGUACUCGUCACUUCCAAUCAGAACAGUGCACGUCCAACACCACAUCAAUCCCAGUCAAACCUAACAAGACUCCAACAGCCUACAACUGGUCCUACCAUGACUUCCUUUACUCCCUACCAGAAUCUGAAACCAAGUUAUAGCGGAGGUCUGUUCCAGUCACCCGAGGAAAUGACUGCCUCAUCCGGAGUAACCAGUGCCCAUUCCCUUCCGAAUCUUUCGCAGACGACCUCUGCCAACUCCGUAUUCUCCCCUCACCAUGCUGAUGCAGUCCCUUCAAAUGCACCCUUGAAUAAUGCUGCCGUCCCUUCAAAUGCCCCCUUGAAUAACAUAGUUCCGAACUUCGGUUUGAGCCUGGCACCAAAUUCUCCUGUUGCUGGCUCCUUAGCCUUGUCAUUUCCUAUGAAUAACAAUGCGAACUUCAACAACCGAUCCCAACAGCAAACUCUCUCUUCUUUGAUCCAGUGCUGUGCCCCUCAGCCAGGUUCAUGUGCCCCUUGGCUGCAGCAGGGUGCUACAGGGGGAACACCAGGACUCCUACAAGGGCAGACAAACCCCUCACCUGUACCAGCCCUCAACAAUCAGGUCCCACCAGGAAACAGGGCAAACAACUACUGGGAUAAUUUUAGAAGCUACUCUCGUCAGAACCUUCUGUCAACAAGCACAAAGAGUAAUGAAGGUGUCUCACACAGCCCAAGCCCCCUGGUGGAUCGGUCUCACAACACCUUGCGGAGUUCUUUUACUCAUUCUAGCAGCAUAACGACUGUGGACCCACAGCCAAGUACAGUGGUCCUGUCGCAGGGCAUAGGAGCCAUAUUUUCUAGUCCAGAGCAGAACAUGUCCCGGAAGGAAAAGCUGAAUACAGAACAAUAUCAGAGCAGCCAGGACAGUAUAGGUCUCCCUCAGCCAGCCCAUAGCAAGGUGUCGGACACUACUGGACUGCAGUACCAACUGUUGGGAGCACCAAGUGCAUGCAGCUGCUGUCCGAGAUUGAGGGAGCCCCCCCAGUGCAGUGGUAUCCAACCUCAACAGAAUAUUGCAACACCUAAGACACAGAGACAGAUUUUAGUAAAUGAAAAUGUUCCACAGGAUUUGAGGCUCCAGGCAAAUGUUUUGGGAAUUAGUGAUUUAGUUGGAUGCAGCUCAACUGAAGGUGGAGGACACAGUUUUAGUUGUGUGUCUGGGUUACAUCUUGACUCUGAUACUGCAGUUGAUGUCAGGAAUAUGGCACUUGCGGGACAGGCUGUUCAAAGUCAUCAGAAUUUGGCUUCGACAUCAGAACCUUUGUCAUCUUACCGGUGUACCCAAGAGUCCAGAGAAGAAUUGUCUGAAUUCUCACUCAUCAAGUCUGAAGCAGUAUCAGUUCCUGCAGUCAUCAAGAAGAAGAACCCCAAGAUUUUGUUAUCAUCAGCAUCCGAGUCACAACAGAAAUGCGCGCCUACUUGUGAUUCUACUGCCAAUAUGACUGAUGCAAAACCACAACAUGUGGGGAACGCCUUGUUUGAAGCCCUCAGUGAGUCUGUUUAUUCAGAAGUUGCAGCGCUCAUUUCAUCCAAUGAGAAUCGCCCUCACUUCCUGAUCCAACUUUUCCGUGACCUUCAGAUGAUAAGCUCUGACCCUCUUCGCCAGAGGACAUUGCAGUCCAUCCAAGAAGUUGUGAGCCAGUACCUUGCCAACACAUUAGUGAACGGUCAUCAUCAGCCCCCGACUGACAGCCAACAGCUAGGUGAAAAUGAAAAUUUUCCAGUUCAAGAUGAGCACAUCAUGGAUGAGAAUGCUGUGUCCUGUGAUGAACAGAUUUCCAAGGACGAAGGAGGCCGUUAUCACUUGGCAGAAUCUUUGCCAUCCUCACUGAUGGGACCAGGUAGCGAGGCACACUGUUUACCGAACUUGGUUGCGAGACAUGAGUCAUGCUCUGGACCUCCCAGCAUUGCAGAGAGUGAGGAAGGGGCAGCAGCCCUGUUGCCGUCUGCCCAUUCUUCACCAAGAGCUCUUCCAAAGAAUGCAGCUUGGAACAUUAAGGAUGGACUCUCUUUACCCACCGAACUUCCAGGCCGCUCGAGCAAAUUGGACUGGGAGGUUCAGGCUGUGUUGGUGGAGUUGCUGCCUUUCCUGAAUACACAUCUGGAUGAAACAUGUUCCUCAUCUCUCCUCGAGGCUGUUCGAAGGCUCACACUGCAACUGGUGCGAGCACAGAACCUGUCCCUUAUUGCUAGCACUGCCCAGCAUUCCUCACAGCCAUCUCGUUUGGGUUGCUGCUACCAGGGACAACUUGAUGCUCUGCUGGAAGAUGCACUUCUCAAGUUCCAGGGCUGCAGACUCCGCGACAUCAGCGAGGAGUUACUGACUGUAGUUGCUGAAGUUUUGCUGAGUGAGCUCACAUUCCUGCGCCUUGUCGAUACUGUCAGCCGAGGAGACAGCAAUAAUGAAAGCAAUCAAGAAUGCUGCAGGAAUCCCGCAAUGAGGGACCAUGAUCCUGAGGAAUGUACAGAAAGCAGUGGAACCAUGCAUCAACCAGCUGAAGCAACUCAACAAUUUUUUACCUCAGAAGUUGGCAGUCGUGGUUACCAUGAUUCCCGAGAUGCUGGACUGAGUACCAAGGCUUACAAUGGAGAUCUAGCAGAGGCUGAUCAGUCACAUCAUGAAGAGUCAGCAGAUGCUGGCAUACCAGAACUAGAAGCAGAGAGUGCUGCAGCCAUGUCUGUUGCAGAGGAGGUCUCCAGUGAGGGGCAGAGCACCCAGGCUGAAGGUGUAGCUACUCCUGAUUCUUGCAUUAUGAAUAACACGACAAAUGCAACAGAGAAUCAGAUACAAGCAGAGGCCAUGGUCACAGCCAGUGAUGAUACUGGAGAUUUCAUUACGACAGAGGUAGAGGAGGAGUGGGAGGUUGAACAGGACAGGGAGCAAGGAUUAGACCAAGUCCCGACUCGCUUGUCUACUGAUCAGCCGAGAGCAGCAUCCUGCAGCGGCAGCAGCAUCCCAGAGCGAGACGGUCACAGCUUGGUACCACAUCCAGCAAACCAGCCAGAUGCUCCUAAUCCAUGAUGCUUAUGAAGAUGUUGCUGGCUCUAGUGCGUUGUGCAGUUAGUGCAAUCCCUGUAGGACUUCAAUGUGAUACAACAAGAUUUCAGCUGGAGUGGCCUUUCUUCAGUUGCUGGAUAAGUAAACACGUACUAGAGACAACUAUAUAAUUACAAAUUGAAACUAUGAGCUUUCAUUUCUGGAAAACAAAGAAAGGGAACAUGCAAAGUUGUAUUAAAACAGUUCUUGUUGCUUGAGUCUAUUUAAGGUUUCAUUAUUUUAUCUUGAUUUUAAGUAAAAAUGGAGUUGAAUAUGGAAAAUAUACUGCAGACAUCUCAUUAAAAAAAUACUAGUGUAAUAAACAGUGUCAACUGUAAACAUUGUUUUGGAUAUGUAUGUAGCAAUUAGCCCACUGUUUCUUUCAAACUUUCUUGACAAUAAAAGAUUAGCCCUUUGGUAAAAUGGUGUUU
Molecule: messenger RNA, 7066 nt
Organism: Cryptotermes secundus
Lineage: Eukaryota; Metazoa; Arthropoda; Insecta; Blattodea; Kalotermitidae
Exons: 37
Coding region: 147-6620 (2157 amino acids)
Biological process (GO): protein localization to centrosome; microtubule anchoring at centrosome; centrosome cycle
Cellular component (GO): centriolar satellite; centrosome; centriole
Source: RefSeq, a predicted model, not a curated record